Brienomyrus brachyistius is the source of this 1560-nucleotide messenger RNA. RefSeq lists its product as uncharacterized. The coding region runs from base 109 to 1437 and encodes 442 amino acids. The record is from RefSeq and is a predicted model, not a curated record. Lineage: Eukaryota; Metazoa; Chordata; Actinopteri; Osteoglossiformes; Mormyridae. The transcript is spliced from 5 exons.
CGGAGGGAGGCAGCGCUACCGCACGCACAACAGACAUGGCAGCCGCCCGGCCGACUGUGGGUACCGUACCGCUGGGAUCAGGAGCUCCUUUCUUCCCGAGACCUCUGCAUGCUCCCCAAGGCCUGGCUGGCACGCGCCAUGUGCUACCCGUUUACAUGCACCCCCUCCCCACCGUACCUCAACUGUCAGUUCCCGGUCCCGGUACCUAUUCCCUGCAGUCCUCACUUUGGCCUCCCAACCAUGGGUUUAGGCAUGGCCAUGUUGCCGAUGCCGCCGAACCAUUACAUGGAAGUUCCUGGGUAUGUUCUGCAGUCUCCCCAGCUCCCUUUGGCCGACUUCAGGCAGGUGGUGGACCCUUCCCUCCUCAUGAAUCUUUAUCCCCAGCGGUUCAGACCGCCAAAUCCGGGCUCGAUGCAGGUGGUCAGCUCGGGGGUGCAGACGGAGCCACCAGCCGCUGUCGAGCAUGUCACCAAAUCGGACAUGAGGUCUGAGUCUGGGAGGGGGACUUGUUGUGCGGCCUCAGGGUCCCCUCUGACUUCUCCAGGCUCCACCCCCCAAACCAGUGUCUACUUACAGCCAGAUAACCAGGCAGGUCUGGGGCAUGAGGACUAUGUCACCCAGGAGGACAUCAGAAGGGCUUGUGGUGAAGUUCUGCCAAAGGGUGUUUGCCUGCACAUGCCUCUGGUGGAGUUGUCUGCUCUGAAGGGAUCUGCUGGCUCACACUCCGCGCAGGGUGACUGUAGGCCAGCAGAUGGCGCCGUCUUUGCAUACAGACCCCCACUGCAUAGCAGUAGCCACUGUACAGAUGUAGAUGGGGGAAAGCGACGAGUUCCAGACCUCUUGGCGCGGGAGGCGUCCCAGUCGUACAGCUUGGAGGGCCACGAGCGGGGGGGCGCAUCGGCACCAGAUCUGAGCCCGGUACAUGUCAAAUCGUCCGUAUGGGACAAGGAGGAGGAGGAAGAGCAGGCAAGCGAUGCUGAAGACGAGAUGUUUAAGAUAGUCAGGCUGCCCUUUGAUGGGCAGUUUGCGGCGGCAUGGCGGGAAGUGGCGGAGCAGUCCGUGUGGUCCGUCGGGUCCCUACCUUCGCUUGUUCCCUCGCCACAAUGGCUGGCACGGCACGGGCUUGCGCCCGGUGAGAGUGGGUCCGCGGAAGCCUGUGUGGCUCGCUCGAAGCCGGGUGACGACGUGUCGCUGGUGGUCGCUGUGACGGAAGAGCGCCAGCGGUACUCGACGUCGUCGGACUCGCUGCCUCCCUACGUUCCCGCAGCGAGCUGGCUGUCCGAGUUCAGGCACGUGCACUGCUGCGGCUGGGCCUUUCCUGGAGCCCGGGAAUGCUGCGCCGCCUCUCGUGGACCACGGGGAAGGCAAGUGAGAAGCCAUGCAGAGCAGCAGAGGCCCCAGCUGCGUCUAGGGGAGGGGGGGUCUGGAUCAGGCUGAGGGGCUGGAAGCAGGAGCUGCAAGGGGCUGGAAUAGAACAUUGGCCUGCCAGAAAUGUACAAAUGGAGAACUGGUUUUAAAUGACUUUUUGAACAUUUAAUAAAUAGUAAAUAUGACAAACAA